Molecule: messenger RNA, 372 nt
Organism: Salvia splendens (bonfire salvia)
Lineage: Eukaryota; Viridiplantae; Streptophyta; Magnoliopsida; Lamiales; Lamiaceae
Exons: 1
Coding region: 1-372 (123 amino acids)
Source: RefSeq, a predicted model, not a curated record
AUGAAUGUGAUUAGAAAGGUGAAUGUAGACAUCUCAUUGGUGGAUCUUUUCACCAAUUUCCCGAGAUUCUCCAAGUUCUUCAAAGACAUGAUGGCGAACAAGGAGAAACUUCAGGAUGAGGGGAUUGUGGCAUUGAGCACGAAUUGCUCACAGCUGAUAUCUGGAAUCAUGCCGACGAAGAGAAGAGAUCCAGGAGGUUGCAUCAUACCAUGUGAAAUUGGUAACACGAUUUUCACAAAGUGUUUAUUGGACCAAGGUUCAGGGAUCUCACUGAUGGCAUUGAAAACUGCUCGUGCCAUUGGUUUGGAGGAAAGAAUGGAGCCUAUUGACAUCGCUCUACAAUUGGCUGAUCACUCCAUAGUGAAGCUGUAA